Molecule: messenger RNA, 498 nt
Organism: Acaulospora colombiana
Lineage: Eukaryota; Fungi; Glomeromycota; Glomeromycetes; Diversisporales; Acaulosporaceae
Source: the annotation of a GenBank genome assembly
AUGGAUCUAAUACGAAAUAGACCAUGUCAAGCUUUAUUGCAACUAUCUCGUAAUACUCAGCCUAUACCACAAGUAACUGUACUGGAUUCCAAUGCUGGAAAAUCAGGUGAGUCUGUUAAACAAUGGGGAUCGAGAUUAAGAAAAAGACUAAAAGAAGUGAUUUAUCAAGAUUACCCUCAACCACAAAAUUUAUUUCAAUGCAAACGUCUUUAUGAUCAAUUAUUGCAAGUUGAUCCAGAGGCAUAUGUUAAUGUCUCAGAAACACCUUUAAUGGAAGAAGAAAAACGCGAAGAGCAAGAAUUCUUUGAUGAACCUGAAAUUGAAGAAGCAAAUUUUCAGCAUGAGACAUCUCCGAUGGUACAGCCAGAAAUCGAUCCUGAAGCUGGUCCAGGCACUCGAACCCAAGAUUAUCGUGAAGCCAGACUUACUAACUCAGAAGAAAUAGUAACUCAACAAACCAUACCAUCAGAUAAUAUAGAAUUGCAACCUGUUCAAUAA